GAUUAUGUGCCUAAUCAAACGUCACAUUAAUCGUCAAACUUUACCAAGAACUAAAUUUCUGUUAAAAUAUGCACCCAUUAACCGUUUUACCGAUACUGUCCCGAUUUGUAUUAAGGCACAACAGGAAAACACUCAGAAUUGUGUGUAAACGAAGAUAUAGUAAAGCAGAAGAAUGCAAAAAACCACCACCAGAGGUACGUGUUUGUACCAUAUCGGAAUGCAUGGUGGAUCCUUGUAAACCUGAACCAUCUGUUAUCAUAAUUGGCGCUGGUAUCGCUGGACUCUCUGCCGCUCAACGGCUUUUACAAUGUGGUAUAAGUAACUUUAAAAUACUAGAAGCAACUGAAAGGCCUGGUGGGAGAAUACAUUCCUGCAUGCUGUCAAACAUUGUAACAGAAAUGGGUUGCCACUACAUCAAAGGCGCGUGCGUGGCAAAUCCUGUUUUUAACUUAGCAGCUCAAGAAGGUCUUCUGAAACCACCUUUAAAUACAGAUAAUCCGUUAAAGGGUUUGUAUUGCACCAGCGAUGGACGAGCAAUAGAUUACCCAGUUUCGACGAUGGCAUUUCAUAUAUUUAAGUGUAUAGAAAAGGAAGCAUUUACAUUAUUCAAUAUGGGAUGUAGACAAGAUCAUGGUUCGUUGAAAAAGUUUGUUUAUUUGAGAAUUCAACAAGAAAUACAAAAAUUCCCAGAAGAUCAACGGUACGAUAUUUCACGAAUACUUUACGGCUUAACAAAUGGUUUGAGGUACAAAAUAGGAGACGAUUUGGACAAUGUAAGUGCGGAUAAUGUGGGAAGUCUCAUUAAAAUACCUGGCGGUAAUGCCACAGUGCCUGAUGGAUUUGUUAGCGUGUUAUCCCCUCUUUUACGAGACCUUCCCAAAUGCAGUAUAGAAUUUAACAAACCUGUCGGUCUUAUUCGGUGGGGUGCAGUUCAAGGAAGGGGUCAGGCGUCCAGAGCUAUAGUACAGUGUUGUGAUAGCGAAGAGUUCUGUGCAGACUAUGUCAUAAUUACAGUAUCGUUGGGAGUUUUAAAAGAACAUGGAGACAAGCUGUUUUGUCCCGCGUUGCCUACCUGCAAAUUGGAGGCAAUAAAAUGUUUAGGAUAUGGUAGUGUAGAUAAAAUUUUCUUGGACUACGAGAGACCAUUUUGGAUAUGGUCAAACGGAUCGAUCAAAUUAGCUUGGUCACAAAAAGAAUUAGCAGAUAGAACAGAUUGGACUAAAGGUAUCAGUUCAAUCGAAGAGGUAGAAGGCAGUAAACAUGUACUCUGUGCAUACGUUAGUGGUCCAGAGGCUGUUGUUAUGGAACACGCAACUGACGAAGAAGUAGCAGAAGGUAUAACGAAACUGUUACGCCAGUUUACUGGCGAUCCUUCUUUGCCUUAUCCCUCUACGAUAUUGAGAUCCAAAUGGUCAUCAGAUCCUUACUUCUGUGGUGCUUAUAGUUAUAUGAAUUUAAAAUCGAAUAUUGGACACCAAUGUGAUUUAAGUAGUCCCGUUCCAGGAUCUUGUGAGCCAGUACCACCUAUAUUAUUGUUUGCUGGUGAAGCUACAUGUGCUGGUCAUCACUCAACAGUUCAUGGAGCUAGGUUAAGUGGAAUACGAGAAGCCGAACGAAUCAUUCAACUUACUAAACAGUAUGGCGGCCCACCACCAUACGAACGGCAGUGAAACAAAUAGUAUAGUUUUUGAAAUGCGUUUUAUUAUACUUAACAACAUUUUAGAUAUUUUCGAUAUAUAAUUUACAUCUAAAAAGAAAAUAAAUUAAGUAUGGUGUAUAUUAACCGUCUUGGAAUUUGUAACGUUACUUAAAUUGUUUAAUAAAAUAUAUAGUACAUUUGUAAAUAUUAUCUUUAUAAAAGAAGAAAUUUCAUAAAUAUAAACAAUACAUAUAAACACCAAAACUUUGUCAAAAACAUAACAUUCUACUAAAAUUUACAAUUUUUAAUUAUCGAUUUGCAGCGAAUUAUUUUAUAAAUACCAACAUAAUUCGAAUCUUCUAGGUCACACAUUAGUGAAAUAAUAGGAGCAUCCCACUACUCCAAGAAAAUAUAAAUUUACGAUGACAAUUGGACAUAAUCUGACACUCCCUUAAGAUCUGCAACUUUAAAGAUACGCGAAAUGUAACUAAUAUCAUUACGAUACCAAAAGAGGUCAAAACCCUAGACCACCAUUACUUAAACCAGCCGAUUUCUUAUUAACUCAAAUCAUCACAAACGGCAUUGAAGUUAGGAAAACUUGAAGUUCAGAAAACCCUUCAUCACGUCUAGCCUACCGCACUAUUUCAGAAACUACUGAAUGUUGGCAUCUCAGUCAUUUUUGACAAACUACUACACUUAUAUCCCCCAGAAGUAUUUAGGACAGAAGGUCAUUAAUCAACUUUGAAACAUUUUCAACCAUAACAGGAGUACUACGAGUUCCAUUCUCGCACCUGAACUUUACACCGUACUUAAUAGUGAUUUUCCAAAUUCUAAACGAACAACAAACUAACACUGCUUUAGACAGAUCCAGGCACAACAUCAGGAAACUCAUAUUUCAGUAAAUAGUACGCACAAAUUUACCUGAGCUACGAGGAAAUACGAUCGAAAAAUGAAGAGGGAUCAGAAGAUGAAUAAUACCAAACUUUAACUGUUGAUAUGUCCACAUUUUGUUUUAUUUAGAUCUCGACUGUCUAAGUCAUUUAUAGAAUAACAGUUUAUUUAUUCUUUGCUCUGGUGUAUUUAUUAUUUCAUAUUUUUUCUCUCAAAUAUCGGGAUAUUUUAAAUGCCCGACUUUGCUCUAUUUUUUUCUCUUUAAUGUUUGUGACAGAUUUUAUCUUUUUUGACAGCUUGACUCUAAUUGUCCAAAAAAGGAUUCCAAUGUAGUGUAUAUUCCUUUCUCUGUUAGUUUGCACCUAUUAAGAAAUUGUGAUUGCUAGAGUGAUUGGUAUAAUUAAUUAUUGCACUUAUGUGUUAAAUCAAAAAUAUAUAUAACCGAGUUGCAAGCCCUUAUCUCUUGCCGUACUGCUCCACCAUAGGCCAAUCAGAUACCAGCAUAUUCUAGACUAAGCCGCAGAUUCAUUUAGAAUUUUAAACUGCUGCGUUAGUCUUUUUGUUUUCUGUACACCGAGCUGGGGAUUGAACUGACAUCUCUCGCAGUGAAGCGAAUGAGAAGAGAGCCGCCCAGCCCGCUUGGCUAUCCGAUCGACGUAGGAGCUAUUUUGAGCUAUUUAUAAAUCAAAAAUACAUUUAUUAAUUAUUUACUAAAAGUGAGUCCGCCAGUCUACAGAGCCAUCAAGACUCUAAAAAUUAUAACAAUGUCAGGUAAAACCAUGUCAAAGUUAACAAGAUAUAGAACAUUGAAUGGAACGAUAACAUUAUUAUUUUUUUUAAGAAUUGUUCUGUAUAUUCUCCUCUGCCCAAUGGGUCUAUCAAGGAAAGCAUUUUUAACACCGCAGACAUUCUAUUUUUAUGUAUUUGAAAAUAUCUGAUCCUGGUGUAUAUUGUACUAAGUUCUACUGUCUUCUGCAGGCACCAUGGUCAUUCACUGGUCAUUCACAUGGUUUCACAGUCCACGGUUCUAACCUGUAUAUUCGAACUGGACAUAUUAUUGUUUUGCUGAGUUUCACCUUUGUAUCUCUUAAGAUAAUUGAGAAUUUGAAAAGGGGAAUGAGCUAAAAAUAGCUCCUACUGGCCUUGCACAUUCUGCGGUUUCUCUCUGAAGUAGUGCUUGCAGGUAUGCAAAUUUGUGCAUUGAUGAUAUCAUUUUUUUAACAAACAAGUUACUGAAAUAUUGUGGAGCAGCAGGGACAGAACAAUUAACAACAUUAAUAAAUAAAACACAAUCAAAUAUCGAAAGAAUGGAGAAGGAGCGAACUAAUUCUACUAUUCAAAAAAGGAGAUAAAAAACAGCCAGAAAACUACAGAGAUAUAAACUUGUUAACUAUUACGCUAAAACUUACAACUAAAAUUUUACAAAUGCUAAUAAGUCUGAGGAUAAGUUUAGCAGAUAAACAACAGUGUUUUCGUAGUGAAAGGUCAUGUACAGAUGCAAUAUUCCUUAUGAAGCAAAUUACUGAGAAUUCACUAGAGUAUAAUAGACCAUCAUUUCUGUGUCUCAUUGACCUAAAAAAAGAGUUUGUCAGAGUAAAAGAUGUAAUCCAUCUUCUGUAUAAUAUACAAGUUCCUCUAAAUAUUAUAAAAACUAUCGAAAACAUCUACUCAAACAAAAAAAUGGAAGUCGGAAUAGAUGGACAACUUACAGAACCUACAGAAAUAGGCAUCGGAAUAACACAAGAGGAUUCAUUGAGCCCCAUGCUCUUCAAUUUCUUCUUCUUCUUCUUUGGAUGCCAUCUUCUUAGCGAAGGUUGGUGAUGAUCUCUGCAAAGUCUUCCCUAUUUUGGGCUUUCCUUAUUAAACUUUGAAAGUCUAAGCCUAUCCACUCUUUGAUGUUGCGAAGCCAGGUCAUUUGUCGUCUAAAAAGCCUUUUUUUGUCGUCAAAAGCCUUUUCAUGAUCUAUAAAGCACAAGUAGACAUCUUUUUGUUGAUCUCGAUGCUUUUGCAUGAGAACAAUGAAACUGAACAAAGCUUCUCGAGUUCCCAUACCGUUUCGGAAGCCAAAUUGUUCCGGACCCAUAACUUCUUCGCAUUUUUUGUAAAUUCUGUUAUGGAUAAUUGUUAGAAAUAGCUUCAGAAUAUGGGGCAUAAGACUUUUUAAUUGAAAGUCGUUACAUUUUUUUGCGUAGUUCGAUUUAGGUAUAGGCAUAAACGUAGACGUUAACCAAUCUUGUGAAAUUGUACCAGUCUUGUAUAUACUGUUGAAGAGUCUUGAUAAUAAUUCUAAAUUGUCUUCUUCCAAAAGUUGUAUAAUUUCACUAUGAACGUAGUCAGGUCCAGAGGCUUUUCCGAUUUUCAUAUUUUUUAAUGCGUAUUUUAUUUCUGAUGUUAAGAUGGGCAAGUCGUUAUUUUCGAUGUUUGUUUGUCUAUCAAUAUUUAUUGUUCUAUGGCUAUCGUCUGGGAAUAGGUUUUGUAUGUAUGUUCGCCAUUCAACGCUUAUUUCUUCUAUUGUGGUCAGGACUCGAACUGUUGACAAAAUCAAAAAUGCGCUUCGGGUGAUGAA
This is a messenger RNA of Diabrotica balteata, 5096 nucleotides long. Lineage: Eukaryota; Metazoa; Arthropoda; Insecta; Coleoptera; Chrysomelidae. The record is from the annotation of a GenBank genome assembly.